Messenger RNA from Penicillium cinerascens, 1650 nucleotides. It is a transcript of the gene noc4, whose product is annotated as ribosome biosynthesis protein NOC4. Gene Ontology annotation, biological process: ribosome biogenesis. The transcript has 2 exons. The record is from RefSeq and is a predicted model, not a curated record. Lineage: Eukaryota; Fungi; Ascomycota; Eurotiomycetes; Eurotiales; Aspergillaceae. Bases 1 to 1650 code for a protein of 549 amino acids. Gene Ontology annotation, cellular component: nucleolus; Noc4p-Nop14p complex; small-subunit processome.
AUGCCUGCGCCAAUUGAGCUGUCUAGCUCCAAGAAGCGCAAGAGCUCCAAGAAUGGUGCCCCUUCGUCCAAGCGCCGUGCGGUCGCUGAAGAGGACGGUUUCGCCGAGACCUUGUCUACUAUUGAAAAGCUCGAGAACCAAAUUGCGGAAUCGCGCAAAUACUACAACAAUAUUGCGACCCUGAUCUCGAUGCUAAAUGUCGACAAGUCCGCCAAGAAGCCCGAGCUUGCUGUGGCGGUAUCCCUAUGCCGAGUAUUCAGCAGAUUGAUUGCCGCGGGCAACUUUGUCGAUUCGAGUCGUGCGGCUGAAAACGAGAAGAUUGUGGUGGCAUGGCUGAAGGAGCGGGCCUUGGAAUACCAGCGUGCCUUGAUGGCCAUCAUGCGUGAAGCCGAUACAGCCUCUCAGGUCACUGCUCUGACCCUCGCCAUGCGCCUCGUGAAAGAGCGCAUUACACACAUCCCGGGUGCGGAGCACAAUAUUUGGGCUACUCUGUUCAAGGAUAUCUUCGAGGCUGUCGUUGAGGCCCAGGAUGGUCAAGAUUUGCAGACCGAAUUUGUCACCAAGUUCGUCAAGGAGUACGAGGACGUUAGAUACCACUUCUAUGUGCAAGCAUCGGAGUACGCGGACAUUCGUCGGAGCUCCGAUACCCUCGAGACCCUUAUCUCGCUGCUCUCGACCUGCGACGACGUUCCUAGCGAAGACCACGAAUUUGAGACCUUCUUCGUGGAGCCCGCAACCACCAACAAGCGUAUGCUGUCUGUGAACGCCCACAAGAAACGAGCGCAGGAAGCAUGGCUGGCCAUUCUUCGGAACAACCUUUCGCAAGCGCAGCGAAAGUCCCUCCUGCGCAUCAUGGUGCACACAAUCGAGCCGUGGUUCAGCCGGCCAGAGCUUCUGAUGGACUUCUUGACGGACUCGUACAACGUGGGCGGCGCAACCUCCCUCCUCGCCCUGUCCGGUCUCUUCUACCUCAUCCAACACAAGAACCUUGACUACCCACAAUUCUACACAAAACUCUACUCCCUCCUGGACGCGGAUCUCCUCCACUCCAAGCACCGCUCCCGCUUCUUCCGCCUGCUGAACACCUUCCUCUCCUCCACCCAUCUUCCCGCCUCUCUCGUCGCCAGCUUCAUCAAGCGCCUCUCCCGCCUGGCGCUAAAUGCCCCUCCGUCCGCUAUCGUGGUCAUCGUUCCGUUCAUGUACAAUCUGUUCAAGAGCCACCCCACCUGCACAUUCAUGAUGCACCGCGAGAUCCGAGAUAAGGAGCUAGCAGCCGAUAUCGAGGCUCGGGGAAUGGACGAUCCCUUCGAUAUGACCGAGUUGGAUCCCCUGCACACCAACGCCAUUGAGAGCAGUUUGUGGGAAAUCGAGACUCUGCAGUCCCACUACCACCCCAACGUCGCGGCUAUUGCCCGUAUCAUCUCGGAGCAGUUCACCAAGCAGGCGUAUAACUUGGAGGAUUUCCUGGACCACACAUACCAGGGCAUGUUGCAGGGAGAGCUCGGCACUGGCGAGAAGCCGCUCCGGAAGCCGCCUGUUGUGGAGUACCAGAUUCCCAAGCGCAUCUUCACAGACCGCAUGUUGGAGGAAGACGGUGGUGUGGACUCUGGCCCGGGCAGCUUCAUGCGUGGGCUGUGGGACUUUUCCUAA